AUGGCAGUGAGCCAAGGAGCUGGGACCCUCUGCUUUGUCCUCCUGCUGUGCUGCUGGCAAGAAACUGAGCUCCGGCCAAGAACUAUGACUCCAGGUUCAACUACUGAAAUGUCAUUCAGCUCAAAACAUCAGGAUAUGCCUGGAGUGCUUGGGGGCCACUCCCGGCUUCGGGCAUGGAGUGGACUGGCUCAUACUGGACCAGGUCAGGGACCAUGGGUGCAGUUGUUAGAGGUGGAGCGUUGCGGAGACAGCCCAUCCGCCACGGACAGCAGUGACCCCAGUAACGAUGAGGUAACUGAAGCCAGGGUCGGCCAGGAAGUUCAGACAGUGCCCCAGAAGGGCCCACUCCUUAGGGCUGGUCAGCUGAAUCCCGACCUCUGCCUGCCCCCAUCUGCCCUGGGGCCAUCCACCCUUGAUGCUGGUAUUGAUGAGAAUUAUCAAGCGGGUGGUUCUGAGAAUUAUCAUGAAUUAUUAGAGAAUCUGCAAUUUUCUUCUGGCACUGAGGACAAAAUUUCCAAUGACGAAACCAGUGCUAAUGCGAAUCUCCAUGGUGCUCAUUCUGAGAAUUAUCACGGGCCACAGGUGUCUCCUGAGAGUGAGGAGAGUGUAUUCUCCAAAAAGAAGAAUUCAAAAAACACUCAGUAUGAAAAUCUAUCCAUUCUGGACAAAAUUCUUCAAAAUAUGGAAAGAUCUUCAGGAAACAAUUUCCGUAAAGAGCAGCCGAGGACGAGUGCUCAGAGCAGGCGCCCAGGCAGUCAGUGAGGCCGCAGCCACCGGAGCCCCAAGCGGGAGACGCACCUGCGAGGACCUCCACCCACCAGCCUCUGGGACAGGGCACAUGUGUGCACGCGCCCACAUUUCGUGAGCCAUUUGCAUAAAGGAAAAUCGUUAUUUCACACCAUCCAAA
Messenger RNA from Sapajus apella (tufted capuchin), 907 nucleotides. It is a transcript of the gene SPACA7, whose product is annotated as sperm acrosome associated 7. The record is from RefSeq and is a predicted model, not a curated record. Gene Ontology annotation, cellular component: acrosomal vesicle. NCBI's taxonomy places the organism in Eukaryota, Metazoa, Chordata, Mammalia, Primates, Cebidae. Bases 1 to 762 code for a protein of 253 amino acids. The transcript has 8 exons.